Messenger RNA from Leptopilina heterotoma, 1508 nucleotides. RefSeq names its product innexin inx7 (gene Inx7). Lineage: Eukaryota; Metazoa; Arthropoda; Insecta; Hymenoptera; Figitidae. Gene Ontology annotation, molecular function: gap junction channel activity. The record is from RefSeq and is a predicted model, not a curated record. Bases 281 to 1486 code for a protein of 401 amino acids. The transcript is spliced from 7 exons. Gene Ontology annotation, cellular component: plasma membrane; gap junction. Gene Ontology annotation, biological process: phototransduction.
ACAUAUAGAACACAGUGAAUGAUAAGAAUACGUUGAUUUUCUAGUUGGAAACUCUUCAGUGUCAAAUCGAAUUCUCAACAACUGAGAUCGUCUAUUAAGAAAAUAAUUGUGAUAUGGACCAUAGUGCACAAUGAGGUCAUCGCCUCUGCACAAAAGUUCUUAGUGUACAUCACUCUCUCCCUCUCUCUUAAUUAUAAAUUAUGAACUUUUAAAAUUUUCCUUUUUUAAAUAAUUCUUUUUUCUUAUUUAAAAUAAUAGAAACAAAAAAAGUGUUCAAAAAAUGACGACAGUGCUUGCAACUUUUGCCGUUUUAAAAAAUCAUAUUAAAUUAAAAGUUUCGCCAGAUUAUGUAGCAAUUGACAAUAUAAUUUUCAAGUUGCACUACAGAGCCACAUUUUUGGUUCUCUUGGCAGCAACGCUUCUCGUUUGUUCGAGGCAAUUCAUUGGAGAACAUAUAAGAUGCAUUAAUGAUGCCGGCGUACCUGAACAUGUGAUAAAUACUUUUUGCUUUUUCACUUCUACUUUUACGGUGGUGAAACAUAUGAAUUUGACUUCAGUGCUCGAAGGUGAAGUGCCACAUCCCGGCGUUGGUCCAGUGACAAAAAGAGAUGAAGUCGUUCAUCAUGCCUAUUAUCAAUGGGUGCCAUUUAUUCUUUUCUUUCAAGCCAUUCUCUUCUAUCUACCUCAUUAUUUAUGGAGAUCGGCCGAAGGUGGCCGAUUAAAGUUGCUGGUAUCGGGCUUAAAUCUAGCGUCUUUGGCACUACAAGAGGAAAAAAUUGAAGUGGACGGAAAGAUUAUACCAACAAAGGGUGAUCGUGAUGAGAAAAUACGACAAAUUCGAACCGGAUUCAUAAAUCGUCUUCACUUAAAUCGACCCUGGGCUUAUUAUUUAGGUUUUUGUGAGGUGCUCAACUUUAUCAAUGUUCUCUUUCAACUUUAUUUCACCGACUGGUUCUUGGGCGGGACUUUUCUCAAUCUUGGCACUGAAAUUCAAAACAAUGGCUUCAAUCACAUAUUAGAUCGAUUGGACGAGGUCUUUCCAAAGGUCACUAAAUGUACUUUUCACAAAUAUGGUGGCUCCGGUUCGAUACAAAUUCACGAUGCUCUUUGUGUCAUGGCGUUGAAUAUUGUCAAUGAAAAGAUUUAUUUUAUCCUCUGGUAUUGGCUAAUUAUUCUCGCAAUUCUCACUGGACUUGGAUUAAUAUGGAGAAUUCUCACCAUGAUUUUGCACGCAAGAAGCCUCAAUUUUAACAGACUAGUUUUCUCAAUGGCCUGUCCAGGGAAAUAUAAUCCCUGGAAUAUGCUCAGGGUUACACACGACUAUCACUUUGGCGACUGGCUCUUCCUUUAUUACAUAGCAAAGAACCUAAACAAUUACGUUUUCAAGGAGUUAUUGCACCAGUUGGCGGAAGACCUCGAGGAACGGAAACAAGCCAAGUAUAAUAUUAUCCCACAAGAGGAUUUUGAUACUUUAAAGAAAAAUUAAAAUAAACAUUAUUUCUCUUUUU